Molecule: messenger RNA, 753 nt
Organism: Colletotrichum spaethianum
Lineage: Eukaryota; Fungi; Ascomycota; Sordariomycetes; Glomerellales; Glomerellaceae
Exons: 3
Coding region: 1-753 (250 amino acids)
Source: RefSeq, a predicted model, not a curated record
AUGCGGGAAAUUUGCGGAGAUGCCGCCCAUAGCCCGGACGUCGUCAACAGCGACAACAACGACAACGGCGACGCCGCCAGUUCCCCAGAAGCAAUCGUCGUGACUGCUGCAACAGGGACAGUGACGAAGGACGAAGGGUGCCUCCUGUCAGGGACGAACCCGCCCCCGAACGAGACAUGCGAUGUGGUGGCCGCCGACUGUCAAUUAAGCACGAUAGGCGACUUGGACUGGCCCGAGCUUGGGCUUGAGUCGGCAACAGAAAGCGAGCCGUUCAUACCCGACUGGCUAAUGUUGGGAGUGGAGGGGACGGAGGGGACGGAGGGGACGGAGGUCGCCCCAAAUGGCGAGGCGCCGCGCGUGGAUACGGAACCCACGACGCUUUUGGGGAGUGCGCAAACAAAGAGCGUCAUGAACCGACUUUGCUUUCCCAAACAGCUUCGGCGCGCGAGGCAGAAUCGCAUGAAGAACGCGGCGACACACGACGCCUCGGCCGAUGGCGACAGCGCGCAAGGACCGUUCGAGCAUGUUUUCCGUGGUGACCGUAAGCAAGACUCGCAGGCCGGCGCGGGAACACAAGGCGGAAUGGGGUUGAUGACCAGCCCAGCGGCAGCCAAGUCCAGAGCGGGUGCAGACGCUCUGACGCAGGGACAACUCUGCUUCUGCUUCCUUCAGGCCCUCGGCCGGCAAAUUCAUUUUCAGACCCAGGCCAGGCCCAGAGAAAAGCGGCGCACGGCGGCGGCGGUCGCAGUGUAG